AUGAAGCCUGUGCCUCCGAAUACGGACACGGUGAAUUUUUAUCUUCCCCACCACGCGGUUUUCAAGCCCGAAAGUACUACCACAAAGGUCCGUGUGGUAUUCAACGCAUCCAGUCCCUCGUCAAAUGGGAACAGCCUGAAUGACAUCCUGCAUCCAGGGCCAGUACUUCAGUCCGAUCUCACCCUCCAGAUCCUAAAGUGGCGAACAUUCCAAUUUGUCUUUAAUGCCAAUAUCACCAAGAUGUAUAGGCAGAUUCCCCUAAACCCUGCACACACCGCUUUGCAGAGAAUUCUCUUUCGAGAUGAUCGUGGGGACAUCAGGGACUAUGAGCUUCAGACUGUCACGUUUGGAGUUAAUUGUGCCCCGUUUCUAGCUUUACGAACGUUGCGGCAGCUGUCCGAGGAUGUCCACGCCCUAUAUCCACGGGCGUCUCGAAUAAUUUCAGAUUAUAUGUAUGUGGACGAUGUGCUUGCAGGAGCCCACACGAAGGUCGAGGCUACUUUAGCCAUUCAAGAGUUGAGGACAGCUCUGAGCUCCGCAGGAUUUCCUCUCCGCAAGUGGACAGCAAAUGAGCGAACUCUCCUAAAGGCACUUCCUUCAGACCACCUGCUCUCAGGUGACUUCCUCGACAUCGAAGAGGUGAGCACCACGAAAACGUUGGGAAUACGGUGGAACGCCAAGGCGGAUGAGUUCUAUUUUGUCCCGACUGAGCUCGUUGUCAAUGCGAAUUAUUCCAAGCGCAACGUCCUAUCGCAAAUCGCAAAACUGUUCGAUCCCGCAGGAUGGUUGUCCCCAUUUGUAGUCCAGGCCAAGAUCCUAAUGCAGGAUAUAUGGUUAGCCGGCAUUGGAUGGGACGAGUUUCUCCCUGUAGAGCUACGGCAACGCUGGCAUGAUUUCCUUCGCAGCCAUAGUUCCCUCCACAAGGUUCGCGUCCCGCGUUGGGUACAAUUCCGACCGGGAGCACAAGUUCAGAUCCACGGCUUCUGUGAUGCAUCUCAGAAGGCCUAUGGGGCAGCGAUUUAUGUUCGCAUCCAAUACGACGGAGGCAUUUCGUCGAGUUUGCUCACGUCAAAGACUAAAGUCGCCCCUGUCAAAACCGUUUCACUCCCGCGCUUAGAAUUGUGUGGUGCAGUUCUUCUUGCUGACCUGUGGGCUGCAAUUCUUCCUCACAUCCCGUUUGGUCGAAUAGAGACGUUUUUCUGGACUGAUUCCACCAUUGUGUUGGCAUGGUUGAACAAGCCACCAUGUCAAUGGACCACCUUCGUAGCGAAUCGAGUGACUAAGAUUGCUCUAAAUACAGAUGCCAGUCAAUGGUCACAUGUGCGUUCCGAGCACAAUCCAGCAGAUCUAGCCAGUCGUGGUGUCACGGCUGAAGAGCUGGCAAGUAGUGACCUCUGGUGGCAUGGUCCGUCGUGGCUGAUUCAGCCGCAAGUCGCCUGGCCCACGUCGCACGAAGAGGUAUCGGACCCUGAACUCGAAAGACGAUCCGUCCGGUGCCAUUUAGCGUGUCCAGCAUGGGAUCUCCUAGAGCGUUUUUCAAACUUCAAUCGCAUGCUGCGAGUCAUGGCUUUUGUGCAGCGGUUCAUCAACCGCUGCAGAUGCAUUCCUACGACUUCUUCUACAGACUUAAGCAGUAAAGAACUCGCCCAUAUACAACUCAUGCUUAUUAGGCAAACUCAACGGGCCGACUAUCCAGAGGAAUACAACAUCCUGCAAUCCAAAGGACAGCUUCCCUCGUCUAGUUGUAUCCUCAACCUUAAUCCGUUCCUGGAUGCUGACGGCAUCAUGAGGUCAUGCGGUCGUUUGACUGCAUCUGACUCGUUAUCCUACGACGAACGUCAUCCUAUCCUUUUGGCGUACCAUUCCAAACUAGCAGAGCUUCUGGUCACAUUUACUCACCGUAUCUCCAUACACGGGGGAAACCAGCUUAUGGUUCGUCUCAUCCGGACGAGAUACUGGAUUCCGAAGCUGCGGAACCUGAUCAAACGUGUGACCACGACCUGCAAGGUGUGUGUCAUUCACCGGAAGAAGGUGCAGUCCCAGCUAAUGGGUAAACUACCUCAGUCCAGAGCGACCUAUUCGCGACCCUUUACACACACAGGACUCGACUUCGCGGGACCGUUUGAUGUCAAGAGCUAUUCAGGUCGUGCCUGUCGAAUCACGAAGGGCUAUGUCUGCGUCUUCGUGUGCUUCAGUACGAAGGCCAUCCAUUUGGAAGCCACUUCGGACUUGACCACGGAGAAAUUCCUCGGAGCCUUCUCAAGGUUUGCGGCCAGAAGAGAGUGCCCUCUCCAUCUUUACUCGGACAACGGAAAGACUUUUGUGGGCGCGGAGAAGGCCCUCACAGAAGAUUUCAUCGCUGCGGUUAAGGAAAAGGUUACCUCGUCAUUUAGUCACCAGAGCCUAUCCUGGCAUUUCAACCCUCCAGGCGCCCCCCAUAUGGGAGGCCUGUGGGAAGCAGGAGUCAAGAGCUUCAAGACUCACUUCUACAAGACGACAGCGAUGUCAGAAGAUCCGUCGGAUAUCCUCGCUCUCAAUCCAGGACAUUUUCUGAUAGGCGGACCGCUACUUGUCCCCGCCGAACCUCCCACCGCCGGCGAAGCCACUUUUCGCAUCGAGAUGGAUAGCUGA
Drosophila teissieri is the source of this 2631-nucleotide messenger RNA. RefSeq lists its product as uncharacterized. The transcript is spliced from 3 exons. The record is from RefSeq and is a predicted model, not a curated record. The coding region runs from base 1 to 2631 and encodes 876 amino acids. Lineage: Eukaryota; Metazoa; Arthropoda; Insecta; Diptera; Drosophilidae. Gene Ontology annotation, molecular function: nucleic acid binding.